Molecule: messenger RNA, 1200 nt
Organism: Fusarium redolens
Lineage: Eukaryota; Fungi; Ascomycota; Sordariomycetes; Hypocreales; Nectriaceae
Product: thioredoxin-like protein
Exons: 3
Coding region: 326-940 (204 amino acids)
Biological process (GO): hydrogen peroxide catabolic process; response to oxidative stress; cell redox homeostasis
Cellular component (GO): cytosol
Molecular function (GO): thioredoxin peroxidase activity
Source: RefSeq, a predicted model, not a curated record
AGAGAUAAAGUCAGUCCACAUUUGCGUCACCGCCAUCAGAAAUGCGCCCAAGCAUUCGUGAGUGAAUAGCACUAAUUACAUAAAGUUACUUUACUUGCUCAAUUGCUUCCAAGUAUCUGAUAAGUGGCAUCAGCUAAUAUGGCGCUAAAAUUUGAUGAUUUCCACCUUGUUCCAUGACCCCUGAUAACGGGGCUCCACAGUGAUUGCUUUUUCCUGAGACGGUUCUUAGUCGCGUUCUGUCGAAGCUUCUCGUUUUUAAACCUUUUUUCCUCCCCUUCUUUUGACUCUCUAGAUUCUUACAAUCAACCUCACCAAAUCAAUCAACAUGUCUUCAGCUUUUGUUCAGCGCCCUGCUCCCGACUUCUCGGCUACUACCCUCUUCCCCGGAGGCGAGUUCAGAGACAUUAAGCUCUCUGACUUCAAGGGACAAUGGGUCGUUCUUCUCUUCUACCCCAUGGACUUCACCUUUGUCUGCCCUACCGAGAUCAUCCAGUACAACAACGCCCUCGACCGUUUCCGCGAGAUCAACACCACCGUCCUCGGCGUUUCCACCGACUCCCACUUCACCCAUCUCGCGUGGGUUGAGAAGCCCCGCAAGCAGGGCGGUCUGGGCCCCGAUCUCGAGCUCCCCCUCGUCGCCGACAAGUCCACCAAGAUCUCGCGCAGCUACGGCGUCCUCAUCGAGGACGAGGGCAUCGCCCUCCGCGGCCUCUUCAUCAUCGACCCCAAGGGUGUUCUCCGCCAGAUCACCGUCAACGACCUCCCCGUCGGCCGCGACGUCGAGGAGACCAUCCGUCUCGUCAAGGCCUUCCAGUUCACCGACGAGUACGGCGAGGUGUGCCCCGCCGGGUGGCAGGAGGGCGGAAAGACCAUGAAGGCUGAUCCCAAGGGAAGCCUGGAGUACUUUUCGGAGCAGGGAGAGAAUGGAGCUAAGGCAUAGAUGUUAGAUUCCAAUGAGACUCGAAUUCCAAUCAACACCCGCCAGUAAAGAAGAGAAGAGAAAGACCACCGCGCAGCGCUGCUACCGGUUUAGCACAUGAACGAUCCAAGACCAACAUUCACGAAACGAUCUUUAUGUUUACGGAGGGCGAUGCACUUGAAUCGAUUGAGUGCGACUGGUCGUCUUUGACGAGAUACGAUUAAAAAGUAGACUUAGACUUAGACUAUAGACAUUCCUUGAACAAUGUAUAUUGAUUGACG